This is a messenger RNA of Limanda limanda (common dab), 1602 nucleotides long. Its product is annotated as potassium voltage-gated channel subfamily G member 4-like. The record is from RefSeq and is a predicted model, not a curated record. Bases 1 to 1602 code for a protein of 533 amino acids. Gene Ontology annotation, molecular function: protein binding; delayed rectifier potassium channel activity. NCBI's taxonomy places the organism in Eukaryota, Metazoa, Chordata, Actinopteri, Pleuronectiformes, Pleuronectidae. Gene Ontology annotation, biological process: potassium ion transmembrane transport; protein homooligomerization. Gene Ontology annotation, cellular component: membrane; voltage-gated potassium channel complex. The transcript has 2 exons.
AUGCCAAUCAUCAGCAACGCCAACCACGACUUCAGCAGCUACUCCAUCAGCAGCGACGACAGCAGCCUGGACCGCUUCUUCACCGAGAUCCCGGAGACCGAGACCAUCAAGGGCGCUUACUUCCAGCGGGCGCAGCUGCUUCGCGACCCCAAGGCCUCGACCCCGGUCGACCACGCCCUGCAGGUCCUCAUCAAUGUCGGGGGCAACCGCUACACCUUCCCCUGGAGCACCUUGGAGCAGUUUCCCCAGAGUCGCCUGGGACGCCUGCGCCUCUGCACCACCCCCGAGGAGAUCGCACGACUCUGCGACGACUACGACGAGACGUGCCGGGAGUUUUUCUUCGACCGGAACCCGACCGCCUUCAGGGUCAUCCUCAACUUCCUGGCAGCAGGAAAACUGCGUCUCCUCCGGGAGCUGUGCGCCGUGUCGCUGCACGACGAGCUGGCCUACUGGGGCGUGGACCCGGGUCACAUGGAGCGGUGCUGCCGCCGCCGCAUGAUCACCCGGGUGGAGGACGUGGCGGAGAGAGAGAGGAAGGAGGAGGAGUGGAGGCAGAAGAGGAUGACGCUGAAGAAAAGCACCACGGAGGCGGAGCAGGGCCACGGGACCCUGGUGGGGAUCCUGAGGGAGGUGGUGGAGAACCCCCACUCGGGCCUGGCUGGCCAGACCUUCGCCUGCCUCUCCGUCGUCAUGGUGAUGGUCACCGUCAUCAGCCUCUGCAUCAGCACCAUGCCGGACCUCCGGGACGAGGAGACCCGGGGCGAGUGUUCUCAGAAGUGUCGCAGUAUGUUCGUGGUCGAGUCCGUCUGCGUCGCCUGGUUCACGCUGGAGUUCCUUCUGCGAUUCGUCAACGCCCAGAGCAAGCUGGCCUUCGCUCGCGGCCCCCUCAACAUCAUCGACGUCAUCGCCAUCCUCCCGUACUACGUGUCGCUGGUCAUCGAUGUCAGAGACGAGUCCCCGGACGAGGUCGUCAUGGGCGCCGGCCGAGGCUACCUGGACAAGCUGAGCCUGAUCCUGCGGCUGCUGCGGGCGCUGAGGAUCCUGUACGUGAUGCGGCUGGCUCGCCACUCGCUGGGCCUGCAGACGCUGGGCCUGACCAUGCAGCGCAGCAUGCGGGAGUUCGGCCUGCUGCUGCUGUUCGUCUGCGUGGCCGUGACGCUCUUCUCACCUCUGGUCCAUCUGGCGGAGAGCGAGCUAGCGCCGUUUGCCGCCACGCACCCUCAACACAGGUUCAGCAGCAUCCCAGCGUCCUACUGGUGGGCCAUUAUCUCCAUGACUACGGUGGGCUACGGGGACAUGGUGCCGCGCAGCAUCCCCGGACAGAUAGUGGCACUGACCAGCAUCCUGAGUGGCAUCCUCAUCAUGGCGUUUCCCGCCACCUCCAUCUUCCACACGUUCUCCCGCUCCUAUCAGGAGCUGAAGCAGGAGUAUGAGCGGCUGUGGAAGGAGGAGAGAGGCGAGGAGAUCGCUGCCGAGUCCGAGAACAGCUGGUCCAAGGUGGAUUCGUCACCUGAUGAGGUCACGUCUAUCUCCAAGGACGACAAGGACGGACCGAUGUCCAGCGAGAGUCGUCAGUCCAAACUUCCUUCAACAGCUUUUUAA